Molecule: messenger RNA, 276 nt
Organism: Hirsutella rhossiliensis
Lineage: Eukaryota; Fungi; Ascomycota; Sordariomycetes; Hypocreales; Ophiocordycipitaceae
Product: tryptophan dimethylallyltransferase domain-containing protein
Exons: 2
Coding region: 1-276 (91 amino acids)
Biological process (GO): alkaloid metabolic process
Molecular function (GO): transferase activity, transferring alkyl or aryl (other than methyl) groups
Source: RefSeq, a predicted model, not a curated record
AUGAUGGCGAACUGGACCUUGUCUCCCACGAAAAGAUUCCCGGACCCCCAAAUAUACCUCCUUACCGUUGGAAUGAAUGACGAGGUGAUAAUGAACGCACUCGUGGCCUUCUACAAGGUUCUGGGCUGGACGGAUCUGGCCAACACGUACAAGGAUAAAGUGGCCUCAUACUAUCCCGGCCUCGAUUUAACGAAAACCAACUACAUACACUCAGGAGUUUCCUUCUCAUAUCGCCAUUCAAAGCCCUACCUAAGUCUUUAUUACUCGCCUUUCUGA